Molecule: messenger RNA, 1408 nt
Organism: Telopea speciosissima
Lineage: Eukaryota; Viridiplantae; Streptophyta; Magnoliopsida; Proteales; Proteaceae
Product: translation initiation factor eIF-2B subunit alpha-like
Exons: 5
Coding region: 140-1360 (406 amino acids)
Biological process (GO): translational initiation
Cellular component (GO): eukaryotic translation initiation factor 2B complex
Molecular function (GO): guanyl-nucleotide exchange factor activity; translation initiation factor activity
Source: RefSeq, a predicted model, not a curated record
GCCCCGGAAGCCCUCCUCCGAUUCGAUUUACCGGGGGUUUUUCAUCUACGAAGCGUAGGUUGGAGUUUUCGGUUUUCUGAUACGGUCACGAAAGCUGCUGCAGGAGAAGAAGGUAGGUCACGUAGUAAACAAUUUAUAAAUGUGGAGGAGGUCCGCUUCUUUCAUUCUCGAAAAGCAACAACUUAAAUCACAGCCACAAGGUCCACAACCACCGGGGGACUCAAAACCUCAAAUCCUUCUCUCCGCUUCCGACGAACGAACCACCGACACCAUGCCCGAAAUCCUUCAAAACCCUAACCCCUCCAUGUCUGCUUACUACCAGACCCGAGCGGCUCACCAUGCAGUGGUCACCAGCGACUGGCUCGCACAAGCUCAGGCCGCUGUGGGACGCAACCCAGGCGAUGCUCCCCCGGACGAGAAUUCUACCAGUUCCAUCAAUAUCUCUACAGGCAAGCCUUUCAGCGUGAUCGAUGAGUUCAACCGGUGGAGGCAGCAGCCUGAUCUCGCGGAAGCUGUCGCUGCUAUUUUGGCCUUGGCUUCCGUCAUUCGUUCCAGUCAGGCUACCACCAUGAUGGAGCUCGAGAUCGAACUGAAGAAGGCCUCCGAUUCUCUUAAAUCAUGGGAUGCAACCUCUAUCUCUUUGACGGCUGGAUGUGAUCUAUUCAUGCGAUAUGUUACCAGAACUUCAGCUUUAGAAUAUGAGGAAUUCAAUGCUGCAAAAUCUCGGUUAAUUGAACGUGGCGAGAAGUUUGGAGAGAUAUCUCGUAAGGCACGCAGGACCAUUGCAAUGCUCAGUCAAGAUUUUAUCUUCGAUGGUUGCACCAUUUUGGUGCAUGGUUUCUCAAGGGUUGUGUUGGAAGUUUUGAAGACAGCAGCUCAAAAUAAGAAACUCUUCCGAGUUCUUUGCACAGAGGGAAGGCCGGACAGGACAGGCCUACGGUUCUCUAAUGAGCUUGUGAAACUUGAUGUUCCUGUAAAGCUUCUGAUCGACUCCGCGGUGGCAUAUAUAAUGGAUGAGGUUGACAUGGUAUUUGUUGGGGCAGAUGGGGUGGUGGAAAGUGGAGGUAUAAUCAACAUGGUGGGAACAUAUCAGAUUGCAUUGGUGGCUCAUAGCAUGAACAAACCUGUUUAUGUGGCGGCUGAGAGUUACAAGUUUGCACGUCUAUAUCCAUUGGACCAGAAAGACAUGGAACCUGCCCUACGUCCCAUUGAUUUUGGUGUCCCUAUUCCAUCUGGUGUUGAGGUUGAAACAUCUGCAAGGGAUUAUACUCCUCCUCAGUAUCUCACUCUUCUCUUUACAGAUCUAGGCGUUUUAACACCCUCUGUUGUCAGUGAUGAGCUUAUUCAGCUAUACUUGUAGCCAUGGUUGAAAUUAAACUCUUGCAGCUGCUGCUGCUUACCAAGCUUG